GGAAUUUAGAAAAAUAACACUCGGUUCCACUUCUUGUCGAGAGCCCUCUGAGGACGUAACGCUAUACCGCCAUACCGGUGUUCCCAAUCUCCUCCCCUCCUCAAGCAUCAUGGAACAGGUGGCGUCCGACUCGGCCGCGGCUAGGGUAGGGUUUUCGUCCUCAUCCGCCGGUGGAUCUGUCAUAACCUUCCAGUUCUCUCCGUUGAGCGUCCUUAAGAUCCAGAAAGGGGAUAUCACUGAGUGGUCCGUGGACGGAUCGACCGAUGCGAUCGUAAAUGCAGCUAACGAACAAAUGCUUGGAGGUGGUGGUGUGGAUGGAGCUAUACAUAGAGCUGCUGGCCCAGAACUUCUUGAUGCGUGUCGCAAGGUACCAGAGGUCCGCAGAGGAGUACGCUGCCCCACAGGAGAAGCCAGAAUCACUCCAGCUUUCCAAUUACCUGUUUCGCAUGUGAUACACACUGUUGGUCCCAUCUAUGAUAAAGAUGAGCACCCUGAGGUUUCCCUCAGUAAUGCAUACAGAAAUAGCUUGAAGCUUGCUAAGGAGAAUAAUAUUCAAUACAUUGCUUUUCCAGCCAUAUCUUGUGGUGUUUACAGAUAUCCUUCCAAAGAGGCUUCCAGAAUUGCUAUAUCAGUGUUGACAGAGUUCCCUGAUGCCUUUAAAGAGAUACAUUUUGUGUUAUUCUCCGAUGAGCUCUAUGGUGUUUGGCUUGAGAGUGCUAGUAAUGACACGGGGUUGCAGUUGCUUGCUUAACGUGGGUAUUGAAGUUGAUCGCAGUGAGCAGCAGGGUUCACUAUAGUUGUGCUGUUCGUCUACUCUCAAUCGCGUGCGCUCUGAAAUCUAUACAGGGACCUCUGGUUUUCAAAGACCAUCAUCCCUUUUCUGUGCAGUGGGAUUAGAUUAUGCUAUUUGGUUACGAUGGCACCAAAAUGAUUUGAGUUUUCCUUUCCUUUCACUCUAAUAUAGUCAAUUACUUUCUACUA
This is a messenger RNA of Zingiber officinale, 981 nucleotides long. Its product is annotated as macro domain-containing protein VPA0103-like. Lineage: Eukaryota; Viridiplantae; Streptophyta; Magnoliopsida; Zingiberales; Zingiberaceae. The transcript has 7 exons. The record is from RefSeq and is a predicted model, not a curated record. The coding region runs from base 110 to 751 and encodes 213 amino acids.